Molecule: messenger RNA, 1894 nt
Organism: Hemibagrus wyckioides
Lineage: Eukaryota; Metazoa; Chordata; Actinopteri; Siluriformes; Bagridae
Gene: agk
Product: acylglycerol kinase
Exons: 15
Coding region: 181-1449 (422 amino acids)
Biological process (GO): protein insertion into mitochondrial inner membrane; ceramide biosynthetic process
Cellular component (GO): mitochondrion; TIM22 mitochondrial import inner membrane insertion complex
Molecular function (GO): ATP-dependent diacylglycerol kinase activity; ceramide kinase activity; acylglycerol kinase activity
Source: RefSeq, a predicted model, not a curated record
UUUUUGGAGGGGACUGAAGUUUGCUGCAACACCGGUCAUCAUGCUUUCUGAAAAAUGUCAAAGCCAGUGUAGGAAUAACGUUUCAGUUUAGACAUAUUGUGGGUUUUUAUUUUAACAGCCAUUGGCAUGCUGAUAGUCUGUGUUUUCUUUUGAAGCUAGCUAGAUAUUUGCACAGGAACAAUGGCCCGAGUUGUGAAAGUCUUACGGACUUUACGAAAUCACUGGAAAAAAUCGACUUUUGCUGUAUGUGUAAUGUCUUAUGGUGGACACUGGUUAUACGGAAAGCACUGUGACACUGUACUGCGACGAGAGGCAUGUCAGGAGGCUAGGGAAUUUGGUCAGAAAUUAAUUGGACCCCAGGAGUCACUACAGAAAGCCACGGUAAUCCUGAACCCUGCAGCAUGCAAAGGAAAAGCUAACAAUCUGUUUGAAAAGAAUGCAGCUCCUAUUCUACAUCUUGCUGGCAUUGAGGUUAAAAUUAUAAAGACAGAUUAUGAAGGGCAAGCCAAAAAGCUAAUGGACCUGAUGGAACAGACAGACAUGUUGAUUGUUGCUGGAGGUGAUGGAACCCUGCAGGAGGUGAUAACUGGCUUGCUGCGCAGAGCUGAUGAGGAAUCAUUCAGUAAAAUUCCCAUUGGCUUCAUUCCUCUGGGCUCUCGAAACUCCUUGAGCCCAAGUCUGCAUAUUGUUACUGACGACAAAGUGAAACGUAUCACUUCAGCAACUCUGUCUAUUCUGAAAGGGGAGACGGUGCCACUGGAUGUCCUUCAGAUAAAGAGUGAGAAGGAGCAGCCGGUCUUUGCUCUCUUAAGUUUACGCUGGGGUUCCUUCCGAGAUGUCGCUACAUCCAUUAGCAAAUUCUGGUAUCUUGGACCUUUAAAAACAAGAGCAGCACAUUGGUUUAGUACACUAAAGGAGUGGCCACAGAAUCACCAUGCUUCUGUUUUGUACCUGCCUCCCAUCCCUCGACCACCAGACCUGCCAGAUGUGAAGCCUGUGAGACCCAAUCUGCUAUAUCGCAUCUAUCGGAGAUUUAAAAACUACUGGACGCCUCCGGCAGAGGAGCCCCCUGUAGAGGUAGAACCAGAGCGCUGGGAGGAUAAGCAGAUCUCUACACUGGAGCUCACAAUCAGCACACAGAACAAGAAUCCAGUCAAAACACGGACAGAUGAUUCCCUGGUGCUCUCUGUGGAGCCAGACACACUUACAGUUGGACAAUUCAUCACAGAAGGGACUAAAAAAGCUGAAAACCCACUCGAGUGCACGGAGAAGGCACUUCAGAUCGAGGCAAGCGUAUGUCAGCUCAAUGUGCCUCAGCAGGGUGCCGGCUUUUUUGACAUUGACAAUGAAGCGUUUGAGGCCAUGCCAGUGGAAGUGAAACUUUUGCCACGGAAACUGAGGUUCUUUUGCAGCUCAGAGCGCAGAGACCAGCUAGCACAGAUGAACUGACGGAGACCUGUGCUGAAACACACAGUAGGGAAAGUACUGAGCUCAGCUCUCUUAUUUAUUGGACUUUUAACCAUGUGUCAAAAAGCUUUCUGCCCAGGAGCUAACUACACAGCAUGGAGAUGUCAAUAUGUAUUUGAUGGUUAAAGAUUUUCUUUGGAUAUUAUGACUAUAUGUAAGAAAAUACUAAAAAAAAGCCUCCAAGCUCAGUGUCAGGUUUAGGUCAGUGUCAGUAUCAGUGUGCUGCAAUACACAUAGCACCAGGAAGCUGGAUGUGAAAUGUUUGCUUUGUCUGCAGUGAAAGGAUUGAUAGAGGAUGCAACACUGUCAAGUUUUCUUAACAAACUCUUCUGUUUACAUGUGGACCAAGGACCAGACAGAAAUUCUUUGAACCAUUAUUUCAAAUGAUUAUGUAAUAGACGUUACAUUAAAAACAUGACCUGAUUCA